Molecule: messenger RNA, 273 nt
Organism: Pichia membranifaciens NRRL Y-2026
Lineage: Eukaryota; Fungi; Ascomycota; Pichiomycetes; Pichiales; Pichiaceae
Exons: 1
Coding region: 1-273 (90 amino acids)
Biological process (GO): translation
Cellular component (GO): mitochondrion; large ribosomal subunit
Molecular function (GO): structural constituent of ribosome
Source: RefSeq, a predicted model, not a curated record
AUGUCUGCCGCACCAAAGUUUUUCAAGGUCACCCAGCUCAGAUCGACCAUCGGGCUGCCAAAGCUAUACAAGGAGACCCUUCAAUCGCUUGGGCUACGGAGAAGAAAUCAGACUGUGUACCAUAAGAUCUCGCCACAGCAGGCGGGUCAGAUUGCACGCGUGAAGGAGCUUGUCAAGGUCGAGCUCUCGCCUGUGUACAAGGACAAGGUGCAAAUGAGGGAGGAGAGGAAGUCAGAACCUGGUUUUGUUGUUGUCGGGAAGAGACAGCACUAG